Messenger RNA from Pistacia vera, 981 nucleotides. RefSeq lists its product as uncharacterized. The transcript has 2 exons. The record is from RefSeq and is a predicted model, not a curated record. NCBI's taxonomy places the organism in Eukaryota, Viridiplantae, Streptophyta, Magnoliopsida, Sapindales, Anacardiaceae. The coding region runs from base 85 to 756 and encodes 223 amino acids.
CUACCCACGAAACCCCAUUCACUUUCACAUCAAAUCUAUGCCAUUUCCGAUAAUAAUACUCUCUAAAUUUUCUACAUAAUCACGAUGAAGCUUGUUUGGUCUCCAGAAACCGCCUCUAAAGCUUACAUAGACACAGUAAAAUCAUGUGAAAAUUUCAAAGAAUCCAGCGUAGCCGAACUCCUCUCAGCCAUGGCUGCUGGUUGGAACGCAAAGUUGAUUGUCGAAGCCUGGUCCUGCGGCGGUCCAAUAGCAACCAGUAUCGGCCUAGCUGUAGCCGCUCGUCACACCUCUGCACGACACGUGUGCGUAGUCCCCGAUGAACGUUCAAGAUUAGCGUAUGUUAAAGGCAUGUACGAAGCAGGCAUAGCAGCAACAGAAGUGAUAGUAAGAGAAGCAGAAGAGGCGAUGGCGGAACUGGUGGGUGUAGAUUUCUUGGUGGUUGAUUGUAAGCGUAAAGAUUUUGGUAGGGUCUUGAGGUUUGCAGAGUUUAGUAAUAAAGGGGCAGUUUUAGUUUGCAAAAAUGCAUGUCAAAGGAGUUGUGGUAGCAGUAAUAUUUCUGGGUUAAGAUGGAACGUGGUUCUGGAGAGAGGGUUACGUGUCGUAAGAUCGGUGCUCUUGCCGGUAGGUCAGGGAUUAGACAUGGCUCACGUAGGGAGUAAUGUCCGGGGAGAGAAUUUAAAGAAGAGUCCUACUCGUAGCCGUUGGAUCAAGCAUAUUGAUCAACGAUCGGGUGAGGAGCAUUUGUUUCGAGGAUAAUUUUGAGCAGAUGUUGACUGAGUGUAUUUUGGCCAAGUUUGAAAAUAUCUUCUACAUCCCUGUACGAAGUCAAGAUCAGAGGAUGUAAUUGAUAUUUUCCUUUUUGUAAUUCAGGAGCUCUCAAUCUCCAUAGUUCAAGGCUUCAAGCCUCUUCUAUGGCAGGAAUUUUAGUAUGAAUAAUGUAAAUAUUUGCACAUUUAAUAAUAAUUAUUUGUGUUUGUAUCA